Messenger RNA from Penaeus indicus, 876 nucleotides. RefSeq lists its product as uncharacterized. Bases 1 to 876 code for a protein of 291 amino acids. The record is from RefSeq and is a predicted model, not a curated record. Lineage: Eukaryota; Metazoa; Arthropoda; Malacostraca; Decapoda; Penaeidae. The transcript has 3 exons. Gene Ontology annotation, biological process: DNA catabolic process. Gene Ontology annotation, cellular component: cytoplasm. Gene Ontology annotation, molecular function: nucleic acid binding; 3'-5'-DNA exonuclease activity.
AUGGUCCCUUUAGCUGUGGUCCGAGCGCAGUCGCAUAUCAUCCAGAUCGCCGCCGUGGGGCCCGACAGCUCCUACAGCACCUACGUCAAGCCGGGUAUCUCCAUCGGCGCGAGGGCCACGGCGGUGACGGGCAUCUCGCUGAACAGAGACCUCUUAUGGCACCACGGACGCGUCGUGGAGGGUCUACCGAUAAGGGGUGCACUGAAGGGCUUCUUCGAUUUCUUGGGCCCGGGCCAAGUCCUCCUGGUCGGCCAUAACUCAAAGUCGUUCGACAGCCGUGUGCUGAUCACGGCUGCCACCAACACGGGAAUGAUCGACGAUCUGAAAAGGCGAACUCUCGGAUUCCUCGACACGCUGCCGCUUUUUCGCAAGCUGUUCCCACGCAGGAAGAGUCACACACUGGGAAAUCUCCACAAGAGUCUCAUUGGCGGGAAGUUCGCGGCCCACAAUGCCCUGGAAGACACUCUCGCACUCCAGAGGCUAGUGGAAAAGGUGAGCCCGGACCCAGAGACCAUGGCAAAUUACACCUUCGAUGUCGAGUACGUGGAGGCGGCAUUGGCUUACCUGUACAUGAGGAAGGAAAAUAUGGAGACUCUUUAUCCUAUUGAGAAUGUAAACGUGAAACGAAACAUGUUAGAAAAGAUUGCUGCAAGUGGCCUGAAGAUGGAGCAUCUUCAAGCGGCCUACAGAAGCGACCGAGAGAACGGGAUUCGAGAGCUCUUUGCACAGCCAUUGGCCGACGGGAAGGCCAGGGUUACAAAGCAAAUAAGUCGUUUGGAGCCUCGUCCAGCGGGUCCGGACAAGUCAACUCAAACUUUCAAAGAGCAAAUUGAGAUUUCAGAGUGUAUAAUUGCAAAGAUUUUAGAUUUUAGCUGA